This is a messenger RNA of Staurois parvus, 681 nucleotides long. NCBI's taxonomy places the organism in Eukaryota, Metazoa, Chordata, Amphibia, Anura, Ranidae. The record is from the annotation of a GenBank genome assembly.
GAACACUCAAUUAUCUUCUGUCCACACCGGCCGGAUCAGCGCACGCCGUCCGCAACAUACAAAGCGAUGCGCCCGCCGCUCACAUCCACCUAAAUGUCACUCAGAUCUUCCUGGCUGGACCUGAACUACAUCGCUCAGCAGUCUGAGAUUAACUCCCCCCUCCGGCCCCCCUUCAGUCUUGCACAGGUGUGCCGGCUCCUCCCCUUCAGUCCUACACAGCUGUAUCGGCUCCUCCCCUUUAGUCCUACACAGGUGUGCCAGCUCCUCCCCUUCAGUCUUGCACAGGUGUGCUGUCUCCUCUCCUUCAGUCUUGCACAGGUGUGCCGGCUCCUCCCCUUCAGUCUUGCACAGGUGUACCGGCUCCUCCCCUUCAGUCUUGCACAGGUGUACCGGCUCCUCCCCUUCAGUCUUGCACAGGUGUACCGGCUCCUCCCCUUCAGUGUACCGGCUCCUCCCCUUCAACCUUGCACAGGUGUAUCGGCUCCUCCCGUCCAGUCUUGCGCAGGUGUACCGGCUCCUCCCCUUCAGUCUUGCACAGGUGUACCAGCUCCUCCCCUUCAGUCUUGCGCAGGUGUACCGGCUCCUCCCCUUCAGUCUUGCACAGGUGUACCGGCUCGUCUCCUGGACUGGAAUGGCUUCCUCUGAUGUCACUGCACACUGUGAGCUUCUCACAAUGUGCAU